Molecule: messenger RNA, 693 nt
Organism: Onthophagus taurus
Lineage: Eukaryota; Metazoa; Arthropoda; Insecta; Coleoptera; Scarabaeidae
Product: Late endosomal/lysosomal adaptor, MAPK and MTOR activator 5
Biological process (GO): cellular response to amino acid stimulus; positive regulation of TORC1 signaling; negative regulation of apoptotic process
Cellular component (GO): lysosome; cytoplasm; Ragulator complex
Molecular function (GO): guanyl-nucleotide exchange factor activity
Source: RefSeq, a predicted model, not a curated record
UCCCGUUUUUUUAGCUGUCAUUUUUUGACGUUUCUCUUUAUUGAGUAAAUUAUUAAGUUUAAAGUAGUUUUUUGAGUUAAUAAUCAUGGAAACGCGUUUAGAUCGUGUUAUGGAAGCGAUUAUUUCGGAGCCAAAUACUUUUGGGUGUGUUUUCGCGGAGGGGCAAGGAUUGUGUUUAGGAACGAAAGGAGAAGCUUCUAAUGAAAGUGCUGGGAUUAUAACGGCGAUUGCUGAACAAGCCGCUAAAUUAGAGCCGAGAAAUAAAGAUCCAAUCAUUGUUUUUGAAAAUAAUUCAAAGAAAUGUAUCAUUCAUCGGCAAGGAACGAUCACGGCUGCUUAUUAUAAGAACAUUUAAACAAACAAAAUUUCUUUUUAAUUUUUAUUUAAUCACUUUUAAAGGAUAACCUCCUUUUGUAUUUGUUAAAUCCGAUUGUUGCCAAGUGCUUAUUUUCGUAAACCCAAAUUGAAAUUGUUAUUAAAAAGCAUAUGGCUCCUAUUAAUAUGUGAAUUAAGGUUGAUUUCAUGGUGACAUUUUCUAAAUAAAAGUGCUCUGACCAUUUUGUUACAAAUAAUGAUAAGAUCAACGAAAAAAUAAAGAAUUUUCCUGGAAUUAAACCGUCUAAAGGUUUGUAAUUUGUAUCUUUGUAUUUGUGGGAUAUGUAAUAAACGCUAAAAAAGAAUUGAAUCAUUAAA